Nyctereutes procyonoides (raccoon dog) is the source of this 1467-nucleotide messenger RNA. RefSeq names its product endogenous retrovirus group K member 18 Env polyprotein-like. Gene Ontology annotation, molecular function: structural molecule activity. The transcript is spliced from 3 exons. The record is from RefSeq and is a predicted model, not a curated record. Lineage: Eukaryota; Metazoa; Chordata; Mammalia; Carnivora; Canidae. Bases 202 to 1467 code for a protein of 421 amino acids.
CUCGCGCCGGCCGCGACAAGUGGCGCCCGAACAGGGACUCGAGACAAAGUGAAAGAAGAAGUGUUUACGUUACAGGAUGAAGAAGCGCCGUGCUGGGUUCCAGCCAAAUUUGUUAGAGAUAUCAAAACUGAGAAGGAAGAUGAGUCGGCUGAACUUAUGCCCUCCUCGGAGAAAGAGGACUUGUAAGACGAAUCUGCCAUCAUGGGGACAAAUAAAGAAGUUAACCUCACAAGCCACAAGUUUGAUAAGAAGAUUGAUUUCAACACAAAGUUAUUCCUGGUGCAACAACCUCCAUAUUGGAUGAUCCCUGUUGAUGUGAGAGGACCUUGGUAUGCGAACUUUGGCAUGCAGUUAGCUCAAGAAUUGGUGAAGAAGCUAAGAAGAACUCGAAGAUUUCUUGGACUUUUAAUUGCAGGGAUAGUGGCUACUAUUGCUCUUAUUGCUUCUGCUACUGUAUCUGUUGUAUCUUUGCAUGAAAAUGCUCAGACCGCUGAACAUGUAAAUGAACUUGCUAGAAAUGUAACUGUUGCUCUUGAUGCUCAAAAGAGAAUUGAUGAAAAAAUUGAAGCGCAGAUUGAAGCUUUAAAAGAAGCCAUUUUAUAUCUUGGUGAUCAAUUUGUUGUACUAAAAACUAUAACCCAAUUGACUUGCCAUGACGCUUAUAAACAUAUUUGUGUUACCCCACUGCCUUUUAAUGGAUCAUGGGAAAAUGUACGUAUGCAUUUACAAGGAGUUUGGAAUCAUGCUAAUAUUAGUCUGGAUCUCUUAAAAUUACAAGAAAUAAACGUCAUUAGUCAAAGUAUGUUGCAUUAUGAAGACCCCGGCGAUUUAGCUGGUGAGAUCUUAAAUCAGUUAAAUGGUUUUAAUCCCUUCAAUUCAUUGAAAUAUUCCUUUUGGAUAUUUUUGGCAUUAAUAAUCGGAUUAAUUCUGAUGUAUGUAAUGUUUGCCUGCUCUUGCAAAAAAUUCAAUAAUCAAUUAAAUUCCUCUAAGGCACAACUUCACUUUUUGCAUUUGAAAAAUAUAGGGGGAGAUGUUGGGAGCGGUUUCCCGCAGUGCGAGGGCCUUAGGGGCCGCCCUCCAAUGUGGGGCUGUGGAAGUCUGCAGGCGCUGCUCACGGUCCUCCCACUGGGGUCGGGGUGUUUGGACCCCAGCCGGGAGGCCAGGCCCCACCCGGGAGACACGUCCACACUAACACAGUGGUCCGCGGGGAACAGGCAUCAGCGGCCACUCACUGGUGACCUGACGCUGUGUGAGCGCCUCCUCUUUAUGCACCGGGGUAAUGGGGGGAGAGUGGGAAGAGUUGGGGAAUUGGGAGAGGUGGGAGUUCUGGGUUAUGGGGAGGAGUGGGAGAGUUGGGGUACUGAGGAGAGUGGGAGGACUGAGCCACUGGGGAGAGCGGGAGAGUCGGGUCGCUGUGAGCCAGAUCCGGAGCCCGAGUGCUUCCGAAGGUCUGCGGACGCACAGUGA